Molecule: messenger RNA, 1252 nt
Organism: Micropterus dolomieu (smallmouth bass)
Lineage: Eukaryota; Metazoa; Chordata; Actinopteri; Centrarchiformes; Centrarchidae
Gene: rad51c
Product: RAD51 paralog C
Exons: 4
Coding region: 89-1189 (366 amino acids)
Biological process (GO): reciprocal meiotic recombination; DNA repair; meiotic DNA recombinase assembly
Cellular component (GO): replication fork; Rad51C-XRCC3 complex; Rad51B-Rad51C-Rad51D-XRCC2 complex
Molecular function (GO): ATP-dependent DNA damage sensor activity; four-way junction DNA binding; ATP hydrolysis activity
Source: RefSeq, a predicted model, not a curated record
UCCGCUCGGAGGUGAAAGGCAUGCCGGGAUCCCUGUCAUGGCGGGUUGUUUUGAAGGAGGAAGCUAACGUUAGCGGUUAGCAGCGAAGAUGCAGAGACCGAUUUCCAGUUUGUCUCUUAACCCGAGUGUGAAAGUUAAACUGGUCAGCGCUGGUUUCCAGUUCACCGCAGACCUGCUGCACCUGAAGCCGCUGCAGCUCAGCAAAGAGGCCGGUCUGUCCCAGCAGGAGGCGCUGGAGGUGCUGCAGGCUGUGGGGAGAGCCGGAGGAGGAGGGGAUGAAGCAGGAGCAGCUGCAGGAGGAGGAGAAGUGUCAGCCUCUCUGACAGCUCUGGAGCUCCUACAGAAGGAGGAGGAGUCGAGGAGCAUCGUGACGUUCUCCUCUCAGCUGGAUGCUGCUCUCGGAGGAGGACUUCCUGUCGGGAAAACUACAGAAAUCUGCGGCGCUCCAGGAGUCGGGAAAACACAACUGUGCCUGCAGCUGGCGGUGGACGUUCAGGUCCCGCAGUGUUUUGGGGGGGUCGGAGGUCAGGCAGUCUACAUCGACACCGAGGGCAGCUUCGUGCUUCAGAGAGUCGUCGACAUCGCCAGCGCCGCCGUACAACACUGCUCCUUUUUGGCCGAAGAUGACGAGCAACGAGACGCCAUGACGAAUUUCACCGUGGACGCCAUCCUGUCCAACAUGUUCGUGGUGCGUUGCCAUGACUACGUGGAGCUGCUGGCCGAGCUGCACCUGCUGCCUGACUUCCUGUCCGACCACCCGAGCGUCCGCCUCCUGGUGAUCGACAGCGUGGCGUUCCCGUUCCGGCAGCACUUUGACGAGAUGUCUCAGAGGACACGCCUCCUCAACGGCCUUGCCCAGCAGCUCAUCACCAUGGCAACCAGCCACAACAUCGCCGUGGCAAUGACCAACCAGAUGACCACCCGGCUGCGAGGCGGCCAAUCGCAGCUGGUCCCCGCACUUGGGGAGAGUUGGGGCCACGCCCCCACCACCAGGCUCCACCUACACUGGGAGGGGCCGCGUCGACUGGCGACCGUCUUUAAAUCCCCAACACAGGUGGAGUCCACCGUCCAAUACCAGAUCACCUCUGAGGGGUUUAGAGACGUUGACCAAUCAGAGCAGCCGCAGAGCAAACGGCCUCGAACACACUUGGACCAAUCAGCUACCAGCCAGGGAGACACCUGCAGCUGACUGUCAGCCAAUCAGAGGCUGAGCUGAGUGUGUUUGUUUCAUAUUAAAUGCAUUUUUCUUUUC